This is a messenger RNA of Penicillium canescens, 1677 nucleotides long. Its product is annotated as cytochrome P450. The record is from RefSeq and is a predicted model, not a curated record. NCBI's taxonomy places the organism in Eukaryota, Fungi, Ascomycota, Eurotiomycetes, Eurotiales, Aspergillaceae. The coding region runs from base 1 to 1677 and encodes 558 amino acids. The transcript has 3 exons. Gene Ontology annotation, molecular function: iron ion binding; oxidoreductase activity, acting on paired donors, with incorporation or reduction of molecular oxygen; monooxygenase activity.
AUGCCCGCAAAGCAAUUCUAUCUCCUUGGAGAGGCAGUGUCCUCUGCUAGGAACAUUGAUUUCGAUCCCACAAGUGGCUUAGAAGACCUUAAGCACUUGAUUGCAGCUAACUUCGCAGUCGUUGAGCCUAAUGGUAUCGGGUUCCAAGCUCAAGACUACGAGCUGAACGAUGUUUCAGAAAUCACCUCGGCAGACACGCCAAUUGCCAUCACCAUUGAUGGGCACGCGAUUCGUGACCCUCCGGGUCCGAAGGGUCUGCCUAUUGUCGGAAAUUUCUUCGAGGUAUACCCAGAUCACCUUGGCAAUCACCAACGUCUUUUCGAACAAUAUGGACCUAUCUUCAAGACAACGAAUCUCGGGCGUUCAACCUAUCAUACCAAUGAUCCAAGUCUCGCCGCAAUAGUUUUCGCCGAAUCUGACUUCUUCACCAAGGAGAUUAACGAAGCUCACCCGCUCUAUCCUCUGAAGCAACAGGCUGCUGGUGUUUUCCUUGGAGAUACGGACACUCCUGAGUGGAGAGUGACGCAUAAGUUUCUACCACCAGCCCUUGGCCCUAAGGCUGUCCGCCACUACGCACCUAUGAUGCAGAAGACAGUGGAAGAUUCUUUUGAGGUUUUUGAUGCCCUCGAUGAGCAGGGUGAAGCGUGGAACGUUUAUCAGUAUAUGUUGAAACUCGGAUCUCAGGCCGUUGGCAAGCUCACUCUUGGGUUAGAUUUCCAGCAUUUCACAUCUCCAAAUGCUCAACUCCAUGAGAUGGUGCAUUUGAUUGCGGAUAUUCUUGCUCUUAACAAGAAAGUCUCAUCGAAGGGAGAUUGGUACGGUCGACUACCUUUCGGUGAUCCACAGCGGCUUAGAACGACUAAAGCCAGAAUUGAGGAGCUUGUAGGAGAAUCAAUCAAGAAAGCUGAGAGUGGUGGAGUGGAAGACCUUCCACUUCAAGAUGCGGCGCUAAAAGCGUCGAAUAUGGUCGACUAUGCAAUUCGUGCAACCGACAACAAAGGAGAAAAACUUCCAAAGGAAAGCUUGAUUUGGGCUUUGCUCGUCGCGACAGGAGCCGGUUUCACAACUACAAGUUCUCUACUAUCCUGGUUGAUCUACGGUCUCGUCACAUACCCUGGCAUGCAAGACAGACUUCUCCAGGAGUUAAUUGAUAACGGAAUUGACGAGAACACCGAAAUCACAGCGGAUGUCACUGACCGACUCGAAUUCCUCGACAAGUACAUCAAGGAGAUGCAGCGUCGCCACAACCCAAGUUUCCAGCCGGCACGAACCGCCAAGGUAGACCUCGUGCUUCCAGGUGGUUACAAGAUCCCUAAAGAUUCCGUUGUGCUUCCGGCACUCCAUCACAUUCAUAACAAUCCUAAUCUGUGGGAUAAUCCUCACAAGUUCACUCCUGACCGCUGGGACACGGAUGAGGUCAAAAACAGACACAAGGCAGCCUACGUCCCAUUCGCAAUGGGUCCGCGCAUGUGUAUUGGGUUCAACUUCGCUCUACAAGAGAUCAAAGUCUUCCUUCCAAAGCUGAUAUAUCGGUAUAAAUUCAUUCGGGAGGGUGAUGGACCGAUCGAGUAUGAUCCUAUGUUCCAGUUGAUUCGGCCCAACAACCUCUACGUCAGAGCGGAAAAGAGGGUCAAGUGGCCGCCGAGGACCGAUGCCUUGGGAAACGAGAAGGUUUGA